Messenger RNA from Sphaeramia orbicularis (orbiculate cardinalfish), 2449 nucleotides. RefSeq names its product F-box only protein 47-like. The transcript has 10 exons. Bases 1 to 1362 code for a protein of 453 amino acids. NCBI's taxonomy places the organism in Eukaryota, Metazoa, Chordata, Actinopteri, Kurtiformes, Apogonidae. Gene Ontology annotation, molecular function: protein binding. The record is from RefSeq and is a predicted model, not a curated record.
AUGGCAAAGAUGAAGAAGACGCCAAGAAAUGUAGGACAGUACUCCUUGAAACACAUGCCACAGCAAUACAAAAGAACUCGUCGUCCACUUUCAGCCAGAACCAUCAUGACCCGCAGCAUGUUGACCCUCAGCAGCAACAGCAGUACAACUGGCUUCUUUUACAGGCUGCCAAUGGAGGUUAUUGACAUCAUCCUAAGACAACUGUCAGUGCUGGAGAUGAGUGUGCUUGGCAUGGUGUCAAAGGAUUUAACUGGCUAUGUUGUGGACCACAUCUCCUCCCUGGUCUGGAAGAACAAAAUGAUCACCCAAAACUUUCACCACACCAACAGUAAUGAAGUAAAAUCCACAAUUCAACAUUACAGAGCACUGGGUUUGUUGUUCAAGAGGUGUACUCUGUUGCUACCAACAAAGGACAGGUUAAAGUUUAUCUUUAACAACUUUUCACAGAUCUCCUGCUUCAUGUUGGAACAGUGUCUGGUACCAAACUGCAGUGGCUUCUCCAGCUUUGGAGUCUUUCUUCAGACGGUGAUUGCAGGGUGGAAUGAGCUGGAGUGCCACAGAGUGUUCAACUUUCUCUGUGACCACACAAACUUGCUGCAGAAAAUUGCGACUGUCAUCAGCAGGAAACCAGGGUUACUAUCUUACAGGGAGCUGCAGAUCCGUCUGUUCUGCCGUCAGGUUCUUUUGGACCCUUGGCUGAACCGCCCUGAGUGUCAGUUCUGGCUAAUAGAACUCCUGAAGCCUUGGCCCAUGGUCAGCCAAGCACACCUGCUGCUAAUCCUCUAUGGACCACUGCUGCCUGAAGGUACCAUCGGUUGGCAUGACCUGGUGGACAGGGUGGUUCCUCAUGGUCACCUGUGGGAACUGGCCAAGUCCAUACUCCUUCUGUUGGCCAGAUUUCAAGUCAAAGACUGGACCACAGACUCAAUACUGCCCAUCCUGGAGGAACUUACUGUUAUCCCAGAGCCGUGGAACAUGGAGAAUGUGGCUCGUCUCCUGGUUCUCUGUGGCAACCACCUCUGCUACACUUUUCUGGCCAAUAAAGCCCUCAACGGGCGACUCCAUGACAUCUCCAGACUCAUCGUCUUCAUCAUAAUGGUGUGUGAGAAGGAUGGUUAUCAUAUGAACUGGGCAGUGAGACUGGUUCACCAGAUCUACCAGGUUUUCACCACAGCAGUGGAAAAGCUCUACUUCAUCCAGAGUCUGGAGGGCAUGUUCUCAAAAAUCACCAGAGAGUUCUUCGAGUUGCCUGUAACAGGUGAGAUUCAGGAAAGGGAGACUUUCCAGAUGUUGUGUGUCCUCCUGGACUCCAGCGCCAGAUUCCACGCCAAAUUCCUCCACAUGUUCCUCAAAGACGAAUGAGAUCAAAAUAUGUGCAACGGAAGAUGGUAACGGAGGGGGUUAAAUAAAGAGCGAUGGGGUCAUGGAAAGUGUUGUGUGAAAUAUGAUGCGACAACAGAUGUGAAAAUGACGCCUUUAGUCUUCAUAGUCCAGGAUGUUCAGAGGAAAGGGGGUUCAGUGUUGAGUAUAGUGUAGUAUUGAGUUAGUUCAGAAUGUCUUAGAGAUAUGUGUUAUUUAUACUAGUUCUAUUGUAUUUAUUUAUUAGUACUUUUAAUAUCUUGUGUCUUCCUUUUUCUACAUUAUUUAAUAUUUAUUAACAUUAACAGUAUUUAUUGAGAGUGUGUUAGUCAUGUUGAAUCUAUAUAAAAACACUUGUAAUGCAGACUUUAUUGUUUUCUAUCACAUAUUAAAUAUUUAUUGACAUUUAUUUGUCAUUAUUUACAUGUUACAUGUUUGAUAAAAAUUUUAAAGCUUGUUAAAAACAGAAACCAUCAUACAUUGAGUAAAUAAGCUUUUAUUCUGAUUAUAAGUUGCACAAUAAUCCACAAUAUUUAAUAUAGCAUUUAUAAAAGGUGAUACAUUAAUGAAGCAUAUGGCUUAGAUAAAAAAAGAAGCAGCUUGAAAUAAAAAGGGUCAAAGGUUACUUCAUUACAACAGAUGGUCAUACAGUAUGUUGUUCAGAAUGGAUUCAUGUCAGAACUUUAUAAAAACAAUAAAACCAGGGUUAAUUUGUCUUAACCCUUAGGGACCCCUCAGGCCAAUUUUAUACAUUUUUGUCACUUUUUUUUUUUUAUUUGACUGAUCAUUACAUCUAUGUUAUAGCUUAUGGCAUGAAUUUCUGCAAGAAUGCUUCUUAUUUUGAUAUCUUUUAAUCUAAUGUCAGUUACAGGUCUAUUAUACGACACCUCUGAGGACCCUCAAGCUAAAAAUAUGCACAAACAAAUUUCUAUAAAAUCAUUAUAUAUUCAUAUUUUUUUCUGUUUUUCUCUGCAUAAAUCUCUUAAGUCACUUUAGCUCUGCUUAAAACUACUAAAUGCUGAAUAAUUACCAGGAUUUUAACCCUUUAAAUGCCAGUUUGAGUACAUGACUCCAUUUGUUUUAUUAAAAA